UAUAGUUCGAUUGAGAUGUUGGACGAGAAGCCCGUCCAGAUUGGCCAACUGGCCGAUGAUGGAGAUGGAACAAACAAGGCGUGGACAGGGAAGAAGAGGCGCCGCAAGCACCUGCCCCCAUCAUCUUCCGAUGCUCCUGCCACUGCCCACGACCAUGAAGGCAUGGAGGACACCAUCCAAGGGGGCCAAGAUCCGAUUUCUCAUGCCACAGACAUGGAGGGCACCAUCCAAGCGGGCCAAGAUUAUGAUCUGCUGCUGAAAACAGAGCCGGCACAAGAAGAAAGCGAGCAGCGUUUUGGGCCGCAAUUCCUUCUCAGCAAGGAAGACCAGGCCAAGGAUUGUCAACUUUUGCUUGCCAAUAUUCAGAAGGAGGACGAUUAUCCUACUGACCUGCCACUUUAUUUGACAUGGGAGGAACACCACAAGAUAAAAGCGCGCCUUGCACGCUAUCGCAUCGCUCAUUACAAGGCUGUGAGGCCGGAGUGUGCACAUGAGCUUAAGGAACCACAAGAAAACACUGAUGAUGAACUUCAUAAGGAGGUGUACUUUCAGAGGUUAGAGGAUGAUGAAAAGUUUGAGUGGUACAUCCAUCGUGCUGACACCUACAAUGUUGAGUUGAAUGACUACCAACGGAUUGUCCCUCGUAAUUUCCUGCCUGGUAGAAGUGGAAACCUGUACCGCUAUCACGAUGAGUACCGCUCACGUUAUCAUACAUAUAAAGUUGAUGAUGUUUAUGUCAAGUACUAUGCAGAAAUUUCAAAGAAAAUCAAGUGGAUUGCAGAUUUUUUGCAUCUGGAUCGCAAGACUAAGGAUUGGAUAGAAUGGGAUACUAGAGCAUGGAGGCAAGCAUUGAGGAUUGCAACUGGCUUUCCCCAUAUGACUGAAAAAUUAGCUGGUUAUGCUUAUGACGAGUACAUUACGGAGCUGGAAAUGGAUGCGUCCCUCAAGGACAUAGAUCUCCUCUAUUUUGAGAUCUGGAGGCUUGUCGCUAAAGAAAAUAGAACUUACAAAGAGGCUGUGAAGGAAGUUUAUGAGUCUGGCGAGUUCCCUAUACACAAAGCAGUACUACAUGCUGAACUCAAUGGGGGCCAUAUCUUUGUAACGAUGCAAGAAAUGAUCUACGCUGUUGUCCUGGAGGGUGGCAUUGAACUGACUGACGAAGAGAAGAAAGCUAGGGGUGUGUUUAGGAAGUUAUCUUUCAGCAUGCAUAAACCACUGAACAUGGCUCAGUAUGCUCAGAAGAAGGUGGAGAUAGCAAAACAGUUGAAGCUGGACAAUGAGGAUGGAUUUGUUCCUUUUAGACCCUUUGAGUUCUGAAAGGGAAAGAGAUUUGUCCCAUUUGGCUUGAAAUGAGGCAUUAUUAUCUCAUAUUACAGCAAGACGGAAGUAAUACGAAGAUUGUAUCACAUACAUAACCAGCCCAGUCUGACAUUGUGGAUGAUUCUUGGCUCAUGUUUUAAAUUAG
Messenger RNA from Aegilops tauschii subsp. strangulata, 1465 nucleotides. Lineage: Eukaryota; Viridiplantae; Streptophyta; Magnoliopsida; Poales; Poaceae. The record is from RefSeq and is a predicted model, not a curated record.